This is a messenger RNA of Ctenopharyngodon idella (grass carp), 2552 nucleotides long. RefSeq names its product lactamase, beta-like 1a (gene lactbl1a). The record is from RefSeq and is a predicted model, not a curated record. The coding region runs from base 4 to 1701 and encodes 565 amino acids. The transcript has 6 exons. NCBI's taxonomy places the organism in Eukaryota, Metazoa, Chordata, Actinopteri, Cypriniformes, Xenocyprididae.
AAGAUGAAAGUGAAAUGGACAAAGUUGGGAAUGGUCUUCUUUCUGCUUCUCUCCUUUGUAAUGAUGGGCUGUUUCAUUUGGCAGUACAGGCUUCCCAAAGCAAAACCAGUGGAUAUAAAAGCUGCAAAAGAAGUGAAAGAGGAGAAGAUGUGCCCACGUUUCCCUGAGCCUGUGCCAUUGGUGCACCCGAUACCUGUCCUCAUGGAAGCUUUGGACAAGGUGGAUGCGCUUUUGAGGACCAGCAUUGAUGCCACAAAACUGCCGGCCGUUUCUGCCAUUGUAAUAUUUAAUGAUUCUGUAUUGUGGAAUGGUAAUUUUGGUAGAAAGAAUGGAAGUGACCCGACAUCUCCCCCAACAAAUGAGUACACAGUUUACAGAAUUGCGAGCCUUUCAAAAAUCUUCCCCACCUUGAUGCUGUAUAAACUUUGGGAGGAUGGAAAAGUGGAUUCCCUGGAUGACCCUCUGGGAAAGUAUGUUAAGAACUUCACCAUAAAGAACCCUCUGGGGAAAAGAUGGAGUCAUGACCUCAAGUCCAUCUCUGAUGGCAUGAGCAGUAAAGAGGCUCAAGCCCACAUCUCCUCAGUUACCUUGAGAAGGAUGGCCAGUCAGCUGUCAGGUUUACCAAGGCGGCUCAGGGCGACUACAUUACUCUGGAAAGGCAACACUCAGGCUGCUGUGGAUUUAUUACAAGAUGAUGUUCUCGUGGCUGACCCUGGAACAAAAUGCCACUACAGCAACUUGGCCUUCUCCCUGCUGGCCCACGUGAUGGCGGAGAAGGUAGCAGGGAUGGAUUAUCAGCAAUGGGUGUCUGAAAAUAUCCUGCAACCGCUGGGAAUGGAGGACACCGGAUUCGAAAUCACCCCACAGAUAGUGGACCAGAUGGCAAUAGGUGUUUACUCAAGUGGGCGGCCUGCACCCCUCUAUGACCUCGGCUGGUAUAGACCAUCAGGGCAAAUGUACUCCACACCUGCUGACAUGGCCAAACUAGUGAUGAUGCUGCUGGGCGCAUACUACCGUCAGAUUCUCCAGCCCGACACCCUCAAAACCAUGUUGACUCCUCUGUUUCGGUGUAAAAACAGUUACUUUGCAGAUCAAACAGGCACACCUUGGGAGGUGAAUGAACAGUUGGGUUAUAACAUCAUACGCAAAGAUGGAGAUCUAGAUGGUUAUUCGGCCUCGAUGUCCCUCGUUCCUCGCUUAAAGCUCGGGUUGGUCAUGCUAAUGGCUGGAACCAAACCUGAAGAUGAGGAUCUUGUGGCCAAGGCCUACAGUUAUCUCAUCCCUGCCAUGGAAAGUGCCUUCAGAGAUGCACCUCCUGUUCUCAUCCCUCCUCCAGACGCUGCUCCCUACGUAGGCUACUUUACUUAUAGCAACAUAACAUUCUAUGAGAUCAAAGCAGACACAGAUGGAGUGCUGUCUCUGGAGCAGUUCGGGCCUCAAGUAGACACCAUGGUUCCUAUGAAGUAUAGAAGUUUGAAGCUCAGUUAUCUGCAGGAUAGGGUGUUCAGGGUGGUGUUUGAGAAGGAGUACCCAUGUCAGCUGAAAGUUAAUGCUGCCUCGGUGUCUCUUGAAUCUCAGGACGGACAGCUCUUUAACUUUUACAUCUUCAACAAAAAGGGGCUCUCGCCAGGUUUUGAUGUCCCAGGGUUAAACACUUAUAAAGUCGCAAGGAUACUUCGCAAACCGAUUUUCAGCAGUUGAAGAAAUUUUUGAUCUUUGUGAAAUCAUUUGAUCAUAAAUUGUUAAGUAAAGUGUCAAAUUCAGAGGAACUUCAACCUUUGCUUGUGUACAUUUUAAUAAACAUUUGCCUCAAGAUAAGCACUGAAAGUAUAGAAUACAUUUUUUGUUAUUUUUAUUUUGACAGUUUUAAAAAUGUACAUUUUUAUGUAGGCUAUAGUAUCUCUUGCCAUCUGAUCGUUUGUCCCUUUUUUCAGAGGAAUAUCAGUACACAAUUGACAACCAUCCAUUCAUUUAUGUGUGUUUCUGAGAAGCUUGAACUGCAUGUCUUAAUUAAAGUGUGUGCCUUUCCUAAGCAUUUGCACCUCUCUCCAAAGUACCCAAUGUUGAGUUUUUAAUUGAGUUUAGCUAUUAGCUAAUAUCUUGGUUUUAAACAUUUACUUUUCUUUAAAUGCAAACUAGUGUAAAAGGCCCACACCAAGGAUGAUAACUAAUCGUUCUAACACUAUGAGAAUGAUUAUCGACACAGAUGAACGAUAAAAAAACAUUGACAGCCAAUCAGAAUCCCACCACAGCGCAUGCUUAUAAUAAACAGAAUGUGUAUUAGUAAAGUGUUAAUAAAGUUAUCGUUAUAGUUAUCUUUAUAGUUAUCGUUUUUGUGUGAAUGGGCCUCAUUUUAUCACCCUACUUUUUAUUGAUAAUGUAAAUGUCUAUUUUUUAAAAAGAAAAAAAAAAUCUACUCUUACACUGUAUAUGCAUAUUAAACAAAUAAAAUAAAACAAAAAAUGUUAUAUAAAAUGUGUCCCCACAUUUGUUUUGAUUUAUAUCAGUACAUUUGUAUUCUCCAAAAAUUUAGAUACUAAUGAAAUAUUUUG